UCUACUCUACUCUACUCUACUCUACUCUACUCUACUCUACUCUACUCUACUCUCCUCUCCUCUGCUCUCCCCUCUACACUCCUCUUCUCUCCUCUACUCUGCUCUGUUCUCCUCUCUCCUCUCCUCUGCCCUCUCCUCUCCUCUAAUCUUUGCUCUCCUCUACUCUCCUCUCUCCUCUCUCCUAUACUCAGUUCUACUCUACUCUCUCUUUUACUCUGCUCUCCUCGCUCAUCCCCUUUCUCCUAUCCUCUCUCCUCUCCUCUCCUCUCCUCACUCCUCUCCCCUCUCUCCUCUACUCUGCUGUCCGCUCUCCUCUCCUCUAUUCUCGUCUCCUCUCAUCUCCUCCCCUCUCUCCUCUACUCUCCACUCUCCACUACUCUGGUCUACUCUACUCUCUCCAGUACUCUCCUCUCAUAUGCCAAGCUCUCCUCUCUCCUCCUCUUUCCUCUCCACUCCUCUGCUCUACACUCCUCUCUCUUCAAUUCUGCUAUCCUAUCCCAUCCUAUACUCUUUCCUCUCCCCUCUCCUCUCCUCUCUCCUCUACUCUGCUUUCCCCUCUACACUCCCCUCCUCUACUCUAAUCUCCUCUCUCCUGUACUCUCUCCUCUAAUCUUCGCUCUCCUCUUCUCUCCUCUCCUCUCUACUCUCCUCUCCUUUCUGCUCCCUCCUCUACUGUCCUCUCUCCUCUGCUCUCCUCCCUCCCUCAUCUCUCCUCUACUCUCCUCUCUCCCCUCCUCUACUCUCUCAGCUACCCUCCUCUUCUCUCCACUCCUCUCUCCCCCUCCUCUCUAUUCUCCUCUCUCCUAUACUCUCCUCUCUCCUUUACUCUGCUCUACUCUCCUCUAUCCUAUGCUCUCCUCUCUCCACUAUUCUCCUCUCUGCUCUCCUCUGCUCUCCUCUCUCCUCUCCUCUCCUCUCUCCUCCUCUCUCCUCUACGUUCCUCUCUCCUCUGCCCUCAUCUCUCCUCUACUCUCCUCUACUCUCAUCUCCUCUCUCUCUCCUCUACUCUGUUUUAUUCUUCUCUCUCUUUUACUCUGCUCUCCUCUCUCUCCUCUGCUCUCUCCUGUACUCACCUCUCAUCUUCUCUACUCUCCUCUCCUCUCUCCUUCUCUCAUUAUCUAUUUCUCUCUCUGCUCAGCAACAGAAAAACAGAAGUGGUCUGAGCUGAAAUAACCACUGAAAGAAGGACCAGUUGCAGACAUAGACAUACUUAUUAUUCUGUUUAUGUACAUCAUUAACUGCAGUUACAUUCACAUUUAUAACAAUGGAAAUAUUUACAUUUACAUCAAACUCAACAGCGAAAAACAGUUUGUAACUAGGAGUACAGCUAUUGACGGAAGUGUCGUUUCUCAGCAGGUUUGGAGAGCAUUUUAGCUAACCCUAACCCUUUUCCUAACCUUAUCCUAAUUCUCCUAACCUGCUACGCAAGUUCUCCUAACCUGCUACGAAAAAGUAAUUUCAAUCCAUAGCUGUAGACGAUCUAGUAAAAACCCUAAAACAGUGUCUCGAUGUCAAUCCCCAUAGAAACAAUACAGGCCACUGUUUCUGCGGUAUCUUUGUGUUGUUUCUACUUCUUUUGAAGGUGUCAAAUGACUAGAUAUGUUAUUUUUAGGGUGAGAUAAUAUUCUGUGUUUUAAAAUGUAAAGACAACCCAUCACUAUGACUUAUUUCUCUCUCUCUGCUCAGUCUCAGAAAAACAGAAGUGGUUUGAGCUGAAAUAACCACUAAAAGAAGGACCAGUUGCAGACAUAUACAUUAAUAUUCAAUAUUCUGUGUACAUCUACAUCAUUGGUUGUAGUUACAUUCACCUCUCUAACAUUUGAAAUUCACUCAUCUGUCCUUUUUUAUACUGAUUCUUUACACACAGUUAUGUGCUGCUUCAAUACGCUGGUAAGAGGAAUAUACCCUGGUAUUACAGGAACGUGAUUGGAUGUCCACUUCAGUCCUUGACAGGUUUAGAACAUAUUGGUACAUAUGCAGAAACAUACAUAAAAUGUGAUGUCAUACACAAACAGGUAGAAUCUGCCUUAAUAUACGGACAGUGGGUCAUCAAAAGUCACACAACAAAUAGACACCACCAAAGCAAUAAAUAGUCAUAUUAAAUGUCUUUAGUGAUGGAGAAAACGAUUUGCAUAGUUUGAGAGCUCUUGUGAAUGAUCUGUGGUGUCUGGUAGUGCAGUGUGUUACAUUGAACUCCUCAGAUCAUACUGUUACUGUGUAGGGGUUAGACACUUGUUCAGAGGACUGGUGGUUGUGCAGGAGCACUUUGAAGGCCUUGGGAGGGAGUUGUAGGAAGUGCCAAUGAUGUGGCAGCAGCAUUUCUGAAUGACUUCCAAUCCUGGAGAGACAAGAGACUUGAUUAUACUGAUAUGUCAUGUUGACGUGUUGACUAUGUCACUUGACUAUGUCAUUUGACUUAUUUCCGUCCUGUAAACUAUUUAGAUACAAUUAGGAUGUACACAGAAUGAGAGGAGUGGAGAAAUGCCAAGUCUGAUUAACCAUUCAAAUGAAUAUGACAGUGGAGGCUCCUCAGGGGAGCAAGGGGAGGAAUUGUGAAUUUCAUAAAACACUUGAAAAAGAAAAUAUUUUUAGAUACAACUAAACUAAAAAUAUUCACGUCACCAGUUGUUUUGUAAUGAAGGUCUACAGUAGCUUCAACAUCACUCUAUAGGGUAGGUAGCACCAUGGUGUAGCUGGAGGACAGCUAGUUUCCACCCUCCUCUGGGCACAUUGACUUCCAUACAAAACCUAAGAGGCUUAUCGUACUCACCCUCUUCCACAGUAACUAUGAGAACUUCCGAAAGACGUCCGCCAACCUAUCAGAGCUCUUGCAGCAUGAACUGACAAAUUGUCAGCGGUUACGAUAUGAAGGUUUGGCUUGGAAGUGUUUUGUCGUCUGGUCACAGACAGCUGAGGUGUUUUGCACUGGAUCCCACAAGCGAAGGGAAAGGGUGAGAGGAGGAGAGUGUAGAUGUGAGAAGGAAUUAACAAGCAAAGUGAUCAUGCUGUUUGUUUAUGGCUACGAUGAAUGUGACCUGUAUUUGCCUGUGAUCAGGGGUGUAUUCAUUCUAGUAUCAUGUAGUAGCAUAAACUUAUCAAUGUUACACUGAGCUGGGUGACUGGAAUAUGAAUGAAUCAUCCAAUUAAAUGGCACCGACCACCACUUGUAUAUGACCACAUUAAUGCCAAAUCCCUGCAUCACUAAUACAGACUCUCAUACAUGUGAAGAAGGCCUUGUCGUGACGUUGUAUUAAUUAAUAUGAUGACUGUUGCUCAUCGAAUGAUUACAAGUUUCAAAUUACGUGAUUAACUGAAUCAAGCAAUUAUUAACUCAUUAACCUGGGGCACCAUGGGAAAACUAUUUUUUAGUCAGUUUCUAUUUCCCAAAUCAACUCAGAGUAUAAGAAUAUCGAUUUUACAACAGCUGCUAAUUAACUACUUGCCUCUAACAAUCUCGUUCUGAACGUCGAAUUUCAAAAGAGAGAGAAAAAAUAAAGUACACAAGAGAAAUAUACAUUUGGGUGAAUUUGUCAGCUAUGCUAUUCUAACCCUAGCCUUGCCCCAAACUGCCGCUCUUAUGGGUCAGAAUAUAAUGAUGUAAUUACGUGGGGAUGAUCUCAGAGGAUUCUCUGAGUGGACCGUUCCGCUGUUCGAUGACGCACUUCUCCUGCGCACUUCCCUGCUCGUCCCCCGGUGUCAGUGUCCUUUUUGGCUUAGGAGUCUGUACCGUCACCCUUUUCUCUGGAAGGGGUCUUCUGAGGACAGACAGCUCUGUAGCUCAGAGCUCACAGCAUAGGACUCAAAUCCAAUUUUAGACUACCUUAACAUUUAAUCUUCCCCAAAACAUUCUCUUUGAUUUUGAUAUUUUCCAUACAACGUACAAUGUAUAAACAUCAGACAUAUACUAGGAAAACCCUUCACAUUACAAUGUUUUCAUAAUAACGUCAUCUAUUAACCUUUAAUAACAGAACAAAAAUGACAUACAUUUUCAUAUUCCAUCUAUCGUCAUGACCACCAUUGUGGCUGAAGAAAACCAUUGUUCCAAAGUCCCUUUAGUUCAUGUUUAAUGUUCUGAGGCUGGUUCUCCAUAGCAGCAAGACAAAGGAAUUUGUCUGUGGCCAGAGAUUUACCAGGGGAGUGAGGGGCCAUAAAACCCCCCACAUCUUCAGACCCCUAGAUCCCUCCUCCUCUGUUGGGGUUGAGAGAUAAUCUGUAGGGUUGUGGUCUCCUGUAACCUGACCUGAUCAGGACAGUCAUGACAGCCUUCAACUGCUGGUGAGCUGGAGGAUUCUCACCAAGGUGUCAGAAACUAGAUUAAAACCAUGACCACUUUGAGGAAGUGAUGCUAUAGUGAUGAAUAGAGAUGCUGCUGUAUGGUGAGAAACUCAUAGUGCUGAGACACUCUGACAGAGGAAAGAUACAGAGAAACAUACACACACAGAGACAGAUGAGAGAGACAGAGAGACAGAGAGACAGACCAGAGAGAGAGAGAGAGAGAGACAGAAAGACAGAAAGACAGAGAGAGAGAGAGAGAGAGGAUCAUGGCUGACAUCCCUCAAUCAUUUUUGGGAUUGCUUGUGACCGUUUUGUACCUACUAACAGGUGUCAGUGGAGAAACUCUCUCUAUGUUCUCCAGAGUGGGAGAUAAUGUCAGUCUGCCGUGUAACAAUGUGGUUUAUCCAAACUGUUCCUCAACUACAUGGAUCUAUAACAGAGAUGGAUCUACUGGUACUAUUGAAGAGGUCACAUUGGGGAAGAUCAAAGUUGACCAGACAGAGAGAGCAGAGAGACUGAGUUUAGGGUCCUACUGUUCUCUACAUGUUAGUGAUGUCAGAGCUGAGGAUUUUGGACUCUACAUCUGUCAACAGUUCCUUACAGAGACUGGACCAAAACAUGGAGUCUCCUCUACCACAGCAGUGACAGAUCUGAAGCCUAAUGUAAAUAUGAAAUUACAGUGUUCUCUGCUCACCUAUAAGCAACUUGGAACAUGCCAGUCAAGAUUUAGUCUCAGCUGGGUCCCUAAAACAGGUACUAAUGCCCAGGACACACAGGAUUCUUCCUGUGACAUCACUCUGACUGUGACACUCCAGAAGAAGGACAACAACAGGAAGUGGACGUGCACGCUGACUGAAAAGGGAAACAUGAAGAUCUCCAUUGACUUCACCUUCACAUUCUCAGAUAUUGAAGAAAAGACCACUGAUAGUGAUGAUGUCAUCUCUACUGUCCCAGGAAGUACAGCCUCUACUACAAGACCAGCCUUGUCAACCACCUCCCCAUCUUCUGCUGGCUCUCAGGACCUCUUCCUCACGGUGACUGUAGGAGUGUCUUUGGCAGCAGUGGUGUGUGUCACUGCUGUUGUCAUCAUAGUACGCAGGAGGAGAGACAAGAAUCAAGUGCCAACUGAUAACUGCAUUGGUCUGAAUGCAGUAAACCACUCCACCCCACCAACCAAUGAGGACCAGAGUCAACCUGCUGACAGAAUCACCUAUGCCUCCAUUGACCACUUCAAUCAAAAUCCCCCUGAGAGAGUUGAUGCCCAAGGUGAAGAUGCAGUGAUGUAUGCCUCAGUUAUGCCCUAUUCUGGCAGAGGGAGAGAGACAGAGAACCCUGCUGACCCCAGCUCCCUCUACUCCACUGUCAAGUAACCUCAGGGAGACAAGACAUAAGGAGAGACAGAGAACCCUGCUGACCCCAGCUCCCUCUACUCCACUGUCAAGUAACCUCAGGGAGACAAGACAUAAGGAGAGACAGAGAACCCUGCUGACCCCAGCUCCCUCUACUCCACUGUCAAGUAACCUCAGGGAGACAAGACUUAAGGAGAGACAGAGAACCCUGCUGACCCCAGCUCCCUAUACUCCACUGUCAAGUAACCUCAGGGAGACAAGACAUAAGGAGAGACAGAGAACCCUGCUGACCCCAGCUCCCUCUACUCCACUGUCAAGUAACCUCAGGGAGACAAGACAUCAACAUGAAGACUACACUCUCUCAUUCACACCCUGAUUCCAGACCUGAUUUGGUUCUAGGAAUAGAGAUUUUUGUGCUAUUAAUUAAAAGGGACAAUCUGCACUAGUUACAUCCAUUUCUGGACAUAUUAAUUAAUGAUAUACACCCAUUGACUCUAGAAAAAUAAAAUGUAGAAAUGCCUCAUGAGUUUAGUUAAACUGUCAUAACCCAUCAGAACCCAAAAUAUAUGCUUGUAUUACUCCAAUGUUUGUAAUCAAAUGAAAUGUAUACAAACACAAUGUAUAGCCUCAAAACAAUGUUUAAACUAUAAUAUUGAUAUCAUGGAUGGCCAGUCCUUGCAUCUAUAGCUCUGACUAUGAGAGUGGUUCUCCAGCCCCAUCCCUCAGCUUUUCAGCAAAACAAUGGCGGAGAGUGUGAUUGCUUAAUGUUUCAACUGCUGAUUGCCUCUUUAAGAUGUGUAUAUUUGAUUGAUGUAGACCAAUGAGUUGGGAGACAGGAAAAGUGGAAGAGUUUGAGAGUCAGAAAGGCAUGCUUCAGAUUCAAAUUCAUGCUGACUCUGAUAGCCUGGGCUAUACAGUAAUAUACUGCAUAUGCACAUAUAAAAUAUUACUGCCCAAUGUUACACACUACUAUCCAGUGUGUACAACUUCUACUACAAGACCAGAGUGCGGCUACUUUGCAAGAAUCUCAAAUGUAAAAUAUUGUUUUGGUUACUACAUGAUUCCAUAUGUGGUAUUUUAUAGUUUUGAUGUCUUCACUAUUAUUCUACAAUGUAGACAAUAUUCAAAAUAAGGAAAAACCCUUGAAUGAGUAGGUGUGUCCAAACUUCUGACUGGUAUUGUAUGUGAAUGAGUUUGCUAAAAUAUCUAAAAAUAGGUUUUCAUUAUGA
Messenger RNA from Oncorhynchus nerka (sockeye salmon), 6853 nucleotides. RefSeq lists its product as uncharacterized. The record is from RefSeq and is a predicted model, not a curated record. NCBI's taxonomy places the organism in Eukaryota, Metazoa, Chordata, Actinopteri, Salmoniformes, Salmonidae. The transcript is spliced from 10 exons. Bases 4542 to 5645 code for a protein of 367 amino acids.